Cygnus atratus (black swan) is the source of this 1888-nucleotide messenger RNA. It is a transcript of the gene SLC35H1, whose product is annotated as solute carrier family 35 member C2. Gene Ontology annotation, biological process: UDP-glucose transmembrane transport. Bases 28 to 1104 code for a protein of 358 amino acids. NCBI's taxonomy places the organism in Eukaryota, Metazoa, Chordata, Aves, Anseriformes, Anatidae. The record is from RefSeq and is a predicted model, not a curated record. Gene Ontology annotation, cellular component: endoplasmic reticulum-Golgi intermediate compartment; Golgi apparatus; cis-Golgi network. The transcript is spliced from 9 exons. Gene Ontology annotation, molecular function: antiporter activity.
GGGGCCCCGGGUGGGCGGGCGGCGCGCAUGGGGGCGGGCGCGGCAGCGCUGGGGCGGGCGGCGCUGGCGGCGGCGCUGGUGCUGCUCUACUACGGCUUCUCCAUCGGCAUCACCUUCUACAACAAGUGGCUCGUGAAGAGCUUCCCGUUCCCGCUGCUCGCCACCCUGCUCCACCUCCUGCUCAUCUUCGCGCUCUCGGCGCUGUUCCGCGCCCUGGCGCGCUGCCGCUCCGGGCGGCCGCGGGCGACGCUCUCCUGGGCCGACUGCCUCCGCCGGGCGGCCCCCGCAGCUUUGUCUACUUCAUUGGAUAUUGGACUGAGUAACUGGAGCUUCCUGUAUGUCACUGUCUCCCUCUACACGAUGACCAAAUCCUCUGCCAUUCUCUUCAUCCUGCUUUUUUCACUGCUCUUCAAGCUGGAGGAAAUGAGGGUAGCGUUGGUGCUGGUGGUUCUGCUCAUCGCUGGGGGGCUCUUCAUGUUCACCUACAAGUCCACACAGUUCAACACACAAGGGUUCAUGCUGGUGCUCUGUGCCUCUUUCCUUGGGGGUAUUCGCUGGACUCUCACGCAGAUACUUAUGCAGAAGGCUGAACUGGGGCUCCAGAACCCCAUUGAUAUCAUGUUUCACCUGCAGCCGCUCAUGUUCCUGGUGCUCUUCCCUCUGUUUGCAGUGUUUGAGGGCCUGCCUUUGUCCGUAUCAGAGAAGCUCUUCCAUUUCCAUGAAGCAGGAAUGCUGCUCUGUCUGGUAGGGAAGCUGUUCUUGGGUGGAAUUCUUGCCUUUGGUCUAGGCUUUUCUGAGUUCCUCUUGGUUUCCAGAACAUCUAGCCUCACCCUUUCCAUUGCUGGCAUUUUUAAGGAAAUCUGCAUUUUACUCCUCGCCACACGUUUGCUGGGAGACCACCUCAGUCUCUUGAACUGGCUGGGUUUUGCUGUCUGUCUGUCAGGAAUCUCCCUUCAUGUCAUUCUCAAAGCCAUAAAUACCAAAGGUGAAAAAACACUGAAUCUAAAUGAAGAGGCAAGCUCUGACCCUGACCUGGAGCUGCUGCUGCACCACACUGAACAUGGGGAGGAGGAAGAGGAUGUUGAAACCAUACAACAACACUGAGUGAACAUGAAGCACAAAGAAAGGCUGCUUCUCUGUUCUUAACCGGACCUGUCUGACAACUGUCUGGGAGGAAGGUCCAAGACUCUGUGACUUCCCAAAGGAAAGCCAGUGCCUGGUGAGAGUCCUGCUCUUCUACUGCAAUGUGGAUCUGUAGAUGCUGCACAGCGAACAGGCAAUACCCCUUUCCCAGAGAGUGAACUUGGAAGAUGAGCCCCAGUUCAGUGGAAGUAGAAUGGAGUGGUGAGACUGGGAAAUGCUACGGAAGACUUUCUAGGGAAUGCUGAGGGAUGUACAUGGAGAGGGUAGACCAUCAGCUGUAGAUUGAGCAUGGACAUGUCUGGACCGCAGGGUGAAUGGUUCAAGGAUGAUUUUAGUGGUGUUUAGGCUUUGGCUUCAAUGGAGAAGGUAGAUAUAUCUUCUCAUGCUUGUUUUAUGGUUCUGCCAAGUGAGAGCUCCUUUCUUCAUGGAAGCAGAUGAUUGCACAUAAAUCCCAAGACUUGUCCCAGCAAGAAAAAGCCUUUGUGCUUAGUGACCUCUAUGUGUGCAUAUAAGGGGAAGACGUAAAUGUCUGCUGGUAUUUGGGACCAAUCGAACAUAACCAAAUGAUGCUGGGUGGAGGAAGAACAGGGACACGUGAGUACUGCUGGCCACACAGCCAUGGGAGGAGAGAGUAGUAUCACGGGAGAUCUAGCUUGAGCAGGAAGCUUAUCAGAAAGUAUGUGGGUAUUUUUGUUUGUUUGUUUUUGGUAGUUUGGUUUUAAUUUUAAAUAAACUGAUUUUCUGA